Molecule: messenger RNA, 297 nt
Organism: Macrosiphum euphorbiae (potato aphid)
Lineage: Eukaryota; Metazoa; Arthropoda; Insecta; Hemiptera; Aphididae
Source: the annotation of a GenBank genome assembly
AUGGGCGACACAAGCGCGAGCCAGACGGGGCCAGAUGCUGGGACAGAACCAAGCAGAACCAGCAACCACGAUAGAAUAUAUUCGACGGCGAAGGCUCUGGGCGCGAUAGUGAAGGUCCAGGAUGGCGGGAUCUCAUUGCUUGGAACCAAAGCCAAAGCCCUCGAAGCCGUAAUACCGAAGCUGCUCAGUGAUGAAGCCAAGGAUACGAUAAAGGAGUUGCUAUCAGUGGUCAGUGCUCUCCAGGAGUCACGUGAAAAAAUUGGGCACUGCCUUCAACCAACUGGCGUUCAUCAUUAA